CCCCAUCCCUUUCCCUACAGCCGAGGCCUCACCGCAUUGACAGGCCAUUGACUGUAGUACUGCCUCUUUCACUGUGAUGGUGGCCCUGAAAAUGUAUGACACAUUGUAUAUCCGCUAACUUUUGAUAGUCUGUUCCGUGCCCUCAUCCAAAAUGGCCGUUCAGCUCUUGCAUUGACGCUCCGUAUGCCCAUGUGACCUCUGCAGGCUUGCCCUUGCCGCUGUGUAAGGAAGAUGCUGUCAGUCAUGGCGCUGUGCAGGACGAGAAAUUGCCGGUUUAUGAUGAGCGAGAAUGGCCGGCGCAUGAGGAACUGCGUCCUUUUACUGUACCAGCCCUGCCAUUUAUCAACAAACUCCAAGCCGAAGAGCAUGCUCUCCAUAAUCACCUCAAAGGCCAAAUAUGCCAAUGAACAAUACGAGCGUUUCUUGGAAAGAAAGUUCCCAAAAUUUUAUCUCUUGUAUUCCACCUUCAUGAAGGGCUUUUGGAUGUUGAUGACAGAAGCAAAAGAAGUGGGCUACAUAAAGCAAAGAAUGAGGAAUGAAGGAAUACCGUUCCAGCAGCUGCCUUAUAGGGAAAUGGAGAAAUUAAGGCAGUUCCGGAGAGAUAUUAUAAAAGCUGCCCCAGUUGUGAUCAUUUCCAUUCCGCCCUUUGCCAACUACCUCGUCUUUGUCCUGAUGUAUUUCUUUCCUCGGCAGCUGUUAAUUCGGCACUUUUGGACCCCAAAACAGCAGGAAGAAUUCAUGGAUAUUUAUCACAGAAUGAGAGUUGAGGUGUACCCCGAAAUCUUUGAUGGCUUGUUAAAAGCAGUUCCUAAAUUAUCUGAAAGGAAUCUCCGCAAUCAGAUGUUGCAGCUGUGCACUCUGGUGCAGCACGGCACCCACCCACAAGUGGAAAACCUCCAGGCUGUCUGUACCGCAUUCUCAGGUCCGCCUUUGGGUAUGAAGAGACUUGAUGUUCAGCAAAUGAAAGCCCUCAGCCGCGUCAUGUUCCUGACACCCCACCUCCCGGCUUUCCUGCUACAGCGUCGGCUUGGGAGCCAUAUAUGUGAGAUACAAAAUCUUGACUGUGCACUUCUCAAGCUUGGUGUGAAUGAGCUGUCAGAGGAAGAACUCAAGCGGGCUUGUUAUGUCAGAGGGUUGAAUUCUACUCAUCUUAGUAAGGAAGACUGCAAGACAUGGUUAAAUUGUUGGCUCCAGCUAUCCAGCAGGUUAAAAGUGUCGGAGGCAUCGUUAUUGCUGCAUAGUAUGAUCUUAUUAUCUGCCAACUACCUCCAGUCCUUAAAACAAUGAUGGUCGACUAGAUGGGGACUGUAUUUAUUGUGCACAGUUGUGGCCUUCACGUAUCCUAACUCACAGUCCAUUAUAAUGCUGGGAAAAGUCAGCUUGGAAUAUGUUUCUCAUCUUUGCUUAAAGGCAACCCUGCACUGAACACCUGACCCAGAUGUUCCUACUCGCUGACACAGAGAGGAAAGCGGCCUACAAGCAAGACGAGAAUGGACCAAACCAUGAAGUGUUUUGUGUCGUUAUUAAAAUUCCACAAGGUUCACCAGAUAUGACCUUCCCAUUUUCAGUGGUUGAACUUGGUAUGAAUAUGGCAGCUGCAGCAGUGCCUAGUAAUAUUUACCCCACCCAAGAGAAAUGGCUGAGGGAUGUGUAUACUGGAGGAGCUGUGCACUUUCAACCGAAUAUGUUUGCUUUAAUUGAGCAGUGCAUGCAAGCCUGGCAGAUGCACACAGCUCUGUAAUAUGGUUAUUUGCUCGCCAGAGUUUUACAAAACAAGAAGCCUUAAAAUAUUCCCACUAAAAAUAGUGAAAGUGCUGCUGAAAUUCUGUAUGGAAUCAAUCUGUAGUCAAACAGCUGUGCAUGAUACUGAAGGCAGUGAAGAAUAUUAUGUAGUGAAAUAUGGAUUGUGCUUUGGGGUACGGAGGAACUACUUUUGUUUUCCUAUUUUUAUCUUUUUUUUAAUAUGAAUUGUUUCUUUGGCAAUGCAUGCUUCUGUAUGUUUUAUUGGUGGAAAAGCUGUUUACCAUUUACAACUUAAACUUGUUUUGUUUUGUAAA
Molecule: messenger RNA, 2057 nt
Organism: Xenopus laevis (African clawed frog)
Lineage: Eukaryota; Metazoa; Chordata; Amphibia; Anura; Pipidae
Gene: letmd1.L
Product: LETM1 domain containing 1 L homeolog
Exons: 9
Coding region: 232-1287 (351 amino acids)
Biological process (GO): intracellular monoatomic cation homeostasis
Cellular component (GO): mitochondrial membrane; mitochondrial inner membrane
Molecular function (GO): ribosome binding
Source: RefSeq, a predicted model, not a curated record